Molecule: messenger RNA, 570 nt
Organism: Parascedosporium putredinis
Lineage: Eukaryota; Fungi; Ascomycota; Sordariomycetes; Microascales; Microascaceae
Source: the annotation of a GenBank genome assembly
AUGCCCGAGUACGGCCUCGGGUUCUGGCAAUACGAGGCAGAGCCCGAAUAUACGGUAUAUGAUUUCGACAUCUACCGGUAUUAUAGAGGUCCCAACCUGAUGAUCGGUAACUGGUACCCUCGGGAUUACUCUCGAGGCUUCUACGAAGGGAUGAAGGCUUCCGGACAGGAUAAAGUUGUGAAUUUGCCUCAGCUAGGGAACUCGGGAGGUAGCCACUGUCGAUCAGGUGCCGCUAAUGAGGUUUGGUCAUAUGGCGAGGAAGUCUAUCAAAUCUGCAAGACAUAUUUAGCUCUACGGGAGAAGAUGAAAGAUUAUAUUCGGGAGCUGAUGAAAGCUGCUCAUAUUCACGGCGACCCCCUCAUGCGUCCCUUGUUUUACGACUUUCCACAGGACGAGAAAGCGUGGAGAAUCGAGGACGAGUAUAUGUUCGGUUGGAAGUACUUAGUAGCACCUGUGCUCAAAGCUGGUCAGAUGCAGUCUACGGUCUAUCUUCCUAAGGGGAAACAGUGGCGACUAGUUUCCGCCCAGGGCGAGGCCACGGGGACGCGUUGCAAGGAGGAAGUUAUGUAA